AUGACCUACGAUCCGAAGCUCCAAGGUCUCGAAUACCACGGCUGCUUCGUCAAGGACCCUCAGCUAACUCGCCAUGAUGGUUCUCUAGACCGGGAUUCACUUAAAAGACAAGUCUACCGGCAAGCUCAACAAGAUACUACCGAAGGCGACUACAACAUUGACUACAGCCUACUACCCAGCGUUAUUCUGGUAGCCAACAUUCGCACCUUCAGCAAUAAUCCAUCACACUCGCCCGUAGCUUCCGGUCCAAAGCUACUGACAAUGUCUCUGGCCGUUUCUUUGCUACCUGACGCACACCCGAACGAUAAGUUCCCUCUCUAUAUACAAGACGCUUCGCUGCUGAAUGCGGAGCAACUCAAAUUUUAA
Messenger RNA from Gregarina niphandrodes, 366 nucleotides. RefSeq lists its product as hypothetical. Lineage: Eukaryota; Apicomplexa; Conoidasida; Eugregarinorida; Gregarinidae. The record is from RefSeq and is a predicted model, not a curated record. The transcript is spliced from 2 exons. Bases 1 to 366 code for a protein of 121 amino acids.